Molecule: messenger RNA, 2367 nt
Organism: Cyphellophora europaea CBS 101466
Lineage: Eukaryota; Fungi; Ascomycota; Eurotiomycetes; Chaetothyriales; Cyphellophoraceae
Exons: 1
Coding region: 1-2367 (788 amino acids)
Biological process (GO): biosynthetic process
Source: RefSeq, a predicted model, not a curated record
AUGCCUCACGCCGAGUAUCUGAACUCACCGCUGACAAUCGUUCCAGUGGAAUCGCCAAUAUCGAGAACCCAGACUCCGUUCGGUCUCGAUGGAUAUUUCCCACAGCUAGAGAAAAAUCGGUCGUACGUGCAACACAAUGGCGCCGCGACCCCUGACUCUGCGGUGUCCAUGUCGAUGGGCAAUCGGCCGCCAGAAGGCCUCAACGUGAUCAUCCCAAUGGGUGGCAUUGGAUCUCGAUUCCAGAAAGAAGGCUAUCGGUUCCCUAAACCCCUCAUCAAGAUCGUCGGGCGACCCAUGCUGUGCUGGCUCAUUGAGCGACUGAGCCUGACAUCCCAGGAUACACUCUGGCUAGCGGUCAACGAAGAGGUCGAGAACGAAUUCCAGAUCGCAGACCUGGUCCGGAAGUGGUUCCCAAAGAUUGACGCUCGACUUCUGAAGCUCAAUUACCUGACCAGGGGCGCCACAGAGACGCUGUUUAUCGUCACGCAGACAAUGUCUGCCAGUCACCGGCGCCGUCGGACCGUAUCUCUCGACUGCGACACGAUCUACUUCAACGACAUCCUUUCUCAAGUUCGCAAGCUGCCUCAGUCGCACGGGGGCUGUUUCUGCUUCGAGGAUCUCGGGUCGCAGCCGAUCUUCUCCUACAUCCAAGUCGACGAAAAGGAUGUGAUCACGGAUGUCCAGGAGAAGAACGCCAUCUCCACCCACGCGAAUACUGGCGCGUAUGUGUUCCCAUCGGCGGCUGCGCUCAACCAUUGGGCGACCAUCUCCCUGGAUUCCAAGCUCGACGGGGCAACAGACAAGGUUGGAGAAUACUACACCUCGCAGCUCAUCGAAUUGAUGAUCAAGACGGGCGGCGUCCCCUUCUCUGCCCUCCGCCUUGACAACGACGAAUUCAGUUGUGUCGGCACCCCUCGCCAGCUCGACGACUUCCUGGUCAAGAUCUCCCAGAAUGACAGCAACGUCAAACCCAAGCUCCAGCGCUUCUGUUUCGAUCUCGACAUGACUCUCGUAGGCAUGCCCGAGGUUUCUGGCGACUACAGUACCUGCCCACCCCUCUGGGACAACAUCGAGCUGGUACGCUCCCUGCACAAGGCGGGUCACUAUGUCAUCAUCCAGACCGCACGGCGCAUGCGCACGCACAACGGUAACGUCGGUGCUGUCAUUGCCGACAUUGGGCCUGUUACUUUGGCGCAGCUUGCCAAGUAUGAGAUCCCCUACCACGAAGUGGUCUUUGGCAAACCGUAUGCUCACGUUUACGUUGAUGACCUUGCCGUCAAUGCCAACCUGGACACGCGCAAGGAGAUCGGCUGGCUUGGAGUGGACGCCGCCAACGGUGAGACCAAUAAACUUGCCGAGUUGAAGCACGCGAAAAAGGCCGGCAUCGUGCCAUCGCGCGACUUCAACCACGUGCAGAUCCUGGGCGAGCGCGUCAUGAAGAGCUCCAAGUCGCCCAAGCUGCUUGCCGAAAUGUUCUUCUACAGCCACAUUCCGGCCGGGCUGAGCGACCUCUUCCCGAAGCUAUAUUCGGCGAGCUUCUUCGAGGAGACGUCGACAUACAGCUUCACAAUGGAGAAGCUGCAGGGCGUGUCGUACUCGCACCUCGUGACCGCGCGAUCUCUCACCCGCGGCCGACUCCGGCUGAUGUUGGAGGCGCUGUAUCGAGUCCACAGCACACCCACGCAACACAGCACCGCCAGCAACGUCGAUCCGGAGAUCGCAGAUAUGUUCGCUGCCAGCUCUUCGGGUGUCGUCAACAUUUACGCCAACUAUGCGGCCAAGAUGAAGUCGCGCUACACACAACACGUAACCUGCUAUCGCGCAUUGGGUGAUGAACUGACCUCACGGCUGUACAACACGCUGCUCUCGCGUCUGGAAACGUAUGAGACCAACAAAGAGGCGCUGCCAGCGGCACUCAUCCACGGUGAUCCAGUCUUCUCAAACGUCGUAUUGAACGAGAGCGCGCGUAAGGUCUCCUUUUACGAUGUGCGCAGCCAGCAGGGCGACACGCUCACCACCGAAGGCGACAUCUGCUAUGACCUCGCGAAGGUGCUGCAGAGUCUGCAGGGAUACGAUCAUGUGGUGCUGGCGGACCCCGAGACCCUUCGGAAAGCGAGCGCUGGGAACGGCUGGGGUCUAGGAUUCAUGGUCAAGGCGGAAGACAGGCUGUGUCUGCGUGGACUGCAGGAAGUGUUCUGGCAAUUUGUCCAGGUGAAAUACGAGGGGAAGGUGGAGUACCAGACGCUCUUGACGUUGGUGGCGAGUCUGAUGUUCACGCUGAUUCCCCUGCAUCGGGAGGUGGUGCGGCCGAUCUUCUUGCAGAUGUGUGCGAAUGUGCUGGAGCAUGACGUGGGAUUUCCUUUGUAA